Messenger RNA from Lecanosticta acicola, 678 nucleotides. NCBI's taxonomy places the organism in Eukaryota, Fungi, Ascomycota, Dothideomycetes, Mycosphaerellales, Mycosphaerellaceae. The record is from the annotation of a GenBank genome assembly.
AUGGCUACCACUCCCGCUCCUCCUCCGCAAGCGAGCCCCGAGCAACUGCAGAGCGCCUUCGACUCUUCCAUCUGGUAUCUGCUCUCGCUCUGGCAUCCUCUGCACAUCGCCGUCACAUCGCAAUGGGGCGGGCCCGACAGCGCCGACAAGCGCGACUGGUUCGCCGGCGCAGUAUCUGAUCUCCUGUACGGAAUGCCACUUACCCCUCCUCCCCUCCCCACCACCACCAGCAGCAGAAAUCAGUCCUCCUCGAAUCUCUAACACCCAAACCCUUCCCACAGAACGACUCGCCCGGAGACCGACCCGCAAGACCUCGAAGAAUUCCUGCUGAACAUCAUGAACGACGAAUUCGACUGCAACGUCGAGGACGAAUCCGAAGCCCCCGUCGCGAGGGACAUCCUGCUCGUGCGGAAGCGUCUCCUGGAAGAGCACACCACGCUUGCGGCGCAGGAAGUCGAAUCGAGGUGGCGCAAUCGCGGGCAGAUGAAGGGGGAAGUGAAUGUGCAGGUUGUGCAGAAUGAUGUGGGCGACGAUGAGGACUGGGAGGAAGAGGAGGAAGAUGACGAGGACGAGGAGGGGGAGGCGCCGAGGUUGGUACCAGUGCAGCCCAAGGAGAAGAUGGAGCCCGAGGUGGAUCAGGAUGGCUUUACCAAGGUCGUGGGGAAGAAGAAGAGAUGA